GGUUCGCAGGGGGUGGGGAGUGUUGUUAACCGGAGCGGCUGCCGCAGUCGCGGGGACCGAGCGGGCUCGCGGGGCGCGGAGCUCCUGGUCUCGGGGGCCGGGGCAAUGUUCCGCACCGCAGUGAUGAUGGUGGCCAGCUUGGCGCUGACCGGGGCCGUGGUGGCCCACGCCUACUACCUCAAACACCAGUUCUACCCGACCGUGGUGUACCUGACCAAGUCCAGCCCCAGCAUGGCCGUCCUGUACAUCCAGGCCUUCGUCCUCGUCUUCCUCUUGGGCAAGGUGAUGGGCAAGGUCUUCUUCGGGCAGCUGAGGGCCGCAGAGAUGGAGCACCUUCUGGAACGUUCCUGGUACGCUGUCACCGAGACGUGUCUGGCUUUCACCGUUUUUCGGGAUGACUUCAGCCCCCGCUUUGUGGCACUCUUCACUCUCCUCCUCUUCCUCAAAUGUUUCCACUGGCUGGCUGAGGACCGAGUGGACUUUAUGGAGCGCAGCCCCAAUAUCUCCUGGUUAUUUCACUGUCGCAUCGUCUCCCUUAUGUUCCUUCUGGCCAUCCUGGACUUCCUCUUCGUCAGCCAUGCCUAUCACAGCAUCCUAACCCGUGGGGCCUCCGUGCAGCUGGUGUUUGGCUUUGAGUAUGCCAUCCUCAUGACCAUGGUGCUCACCAUCUUCAUCAAGUAUGUGCUGCACUCAGUGGACCUGCAGAGCGAGAACCCCUGGGACAACAAGGCCGUGUACAUGCUCUACACGGAGCUGUUCACUGGCUUCAUCAAGGUCCUGCUGUACAUGGCCUUCAUGACCAUCAUGAUCAAGGUGCACACCUUCCCGCUGUUUGCCAUUCGGCCCAUGUACUUGGCCAUGAGGCAGUUCAAGAAAGCGGUAACAGACGCCAUCAUGUCACGCCGGGCCAUCCGCAACAUGAACACACUGUACCCAGAUGCCACCCCAGAGGAGCUGCAGGCGAUGGACAACGUCUGUAUCAUCUGCCGAGAAGAGAUGGUGACCGGAGCCAAGAGACUGCCCUGCAACCACAUCUUCCACACCAGCUGCCUGCGCUCCUGGUUCCAGCGGCAGCAGACCUGUCCCACCUGCCGGAUGGAUGUCCUCCGGGCAUCACUGCCAGCCCAGUCCCCAGCACCCCCCGAGCCUGCAGAUCAGGGGCAGCCUCCUGCCCCCCAUCCUGCGCCCCUCUUGCCCCAACCCCCUAACUUCCCCCAGGGCCUGCUGCCCCCUUUUCCUCCAGGCAUGUUCCCACUCUGGCCCCCCAUGGGCCCCUUUCCACCAGUUCCACCACCCCCCAGCUCAGCAGAGGCCGCAUCUGCUCCGUCAACUAGCGCAGCAGCCCUACCUCGGCCCAAUGGGGCAGCCUCCACCACCGCCAGCAGCCCUGGUGACACUCCAGCCACCUCCACCCCAGCCCCUGGUGCUGGCCCGGCCCCUGGCUUCCCCUUCCCACCUUGGAUGGGCAUGCCUCUUCUGCCCCCCUUCGCCUUUCCCCCAAUGCCUGUUCCCCCUGCGGGCUUUGCCGGGCUGACCCCCGAGGAGCUUCGGGCUCUGGAAGGCCAUGAGCGGCAGCAUCUGGAGGCCCGGCUGCAGAGCCUGCGCAACAUCCACACGCUGCUGGACGCUGCCAUGCUGCAGAUCAACCAGUACCUCACUGUGCUGGCCUCCCUGGGGCCCCCCCGGCCGGCCCCAGCACCAGUGAGCCCCACUGAGGAACCGGCCCCUCCCACGGCUGCCUCCACCCCCUCCACCUCCGUCAGCUUCCCCAGCACCACCGAGGCCUCCAUCCCAUCCCCUGGAGUGUCUCCAGCAGCCCCUGAGACUGCAAAAGCUCCAGCUCCCGAGUCCCUGGGCACCGAGGAGCUCCCUGAGGACGGAGAGCCCGACGCGGCCGAGCUCCGCCGCCGCCGCCUGCAGAAGCUGGAGUCCCCCGCGGCCCACUGACACUGCCCGGCCACCCUCACUGGACAUGUCCUGCCACCAAGUGCCAGCGUCCUCUCUGUGUGUGCCAGGGAGUAGCCACCCCCCAGGCCCCCCACUGUGGGGCCCAGCCAGGGCCGGCCUUCCUUGCCUGCUCCUGGCCAUGUGGUCCAUGGGGGGACCCCGGGAAACAGAGGUUUCCCCAUACCCUUUGGGAAGAGGCAGCCCGCUGUGUCCUGCUUGUGCGAGGAGUCACGCUGCAGUGCCGAACAGUAUUUGCGCCGGUCCUCAAGUGUGGCCUCAGAAGGGCUGGGGACCACCUGCUGAGACUGCCACCUCCCCCCCAUGUGUCCUGUCCUUGCCCUGUGCUCCCAAAAGCCUCUUGUGGCUGUGCCCCUACACCCUGUGGCAUUUCCACGUCUUACUGGCAACCACACAGCUCAGGGAAAGGGAGUGCCUGGGGGGUGGGGGGCAGCAGCACAGGAGGGACCCUGCCCCCACCCUCCCCCAGGCCCUUUUCCCCCCCACCCUUCCCCACCCCAGCAGCUUCUCAGGUGAGACCCAGUGGCCGGCUCACCCAGCAGCCACUGCCCAGCCGCGGGCCGGGCCAAGCGGGUCAGGUCACCUGCCCUCUGACCCCCAGCUUAGGAAGGCCGCCCCCAAACUUGUAGAGCUUUUUCCAAGUGUGGAUGCCCCAGAAUCGCCUCACUUGGCAUCAUCUGAGCCAGAAGUUUUGGCCCAGGGACUGGGGGGGUGGGGUGCAGGGUGGUGGCCAGGUUCCUGGCUUCUGGGUUUAGAAUAAGUGGCUCCCGUCCGGGCAGGGACCAGUGGAGCCAAGGCCUGCCCGCCCCAUCCCCUCCCUUCCCCCUCGGUUUUGUGUUACAGAGUUGCUGGAGACAGUUUCAAUGAUUAUUUAAUUUGUAAAUAUUGUACAAAUUUUAAUAGCUUAAAUUGUAUAUACAGCCAAUAAAAACAUGCAUUAA
Molecule: messenger RNA, 2906 nt
Organism: Ochotona curzoniae (black-lipped pika)
Lineage: Eukaryota; Metazoa; Chordata; Mammalia; Lagomorpha; Ochotonidae
Gene: SYVN1
Product: synoviolin 1
Exons: 16
Coding region: 106-1947 (613 amino acids)
Cellular component (GO): cytoplasm
Source: RefSeq, a predicted model, not a curated record